AUGCUUCUGCUUGAUUACCAGAACGUACUUCUUCAAUCCGUGCUCACGGAAAGGUUCUCAGGAGCACCCCCCGCCUCCAUCGACCAGACCGUGUCCGACUUCGACGGGGUUACCUUCCACAUCUCUACCCCCGAAACCAAGACUCAGAUCCUGGUGUCCAUCAACAUCCGCUGUUUCAAAGAACUCGUCCAGUACGGCGCUGAGCAAGUGCUGCAACGCGAAUACGGCCAAUAUGUUGUUUCCCCCGAGCCAGGCUACGACUUCUCCGUCCUAGUUGACUUGGAGAACCUCCCUGCCGACACGGAGGCACGAGAGGACUUGGUAAACAAGAUCUCGUUACUCAAGCGCAACGUCAUGGCCGCCCCCUUCGAACAUGCAUACGAGGAACACUACAAGCUCAGCGAGGCUGCGUCGAAAUACACGUCCGAGGAGGCCCCUCAGGGUGUUCAAGAUGGCGGCGAUGUAAUGGCUAUUCAUUACCGCGAGGAGGAAGCCAUCUACAUCAAGGCGAGCGACGAUCGAGUGACCAUUAUCUUCAGCACCAUCUUCCGAGAGGAGACCGACCGCGUGUUUGGAAAGGUCUUCAUUCAGGAGUUCGUGGAUGCUCGGAGAAGAGCCAUCCAGAACGCACCCCAGGUGCUGUUCAGGAAUGACCCGCCCCUGGAGUUGCAAGGUGUCCCGGGUGUCAAGGAGGGCAGCGGUGGCGAUGUUGGUUAUGUCACGUUCGUUCUUCUCCCGCGGCAUCUGACGCCGCAGCGGAUGCCUGAUGUCAUCUCUCACAUCCAAACAUUCCGAGACUACUUCCACUAUCACAUCAAAGCAUCCAAGGCGUAUAUCCAUUCCCGUAUGAGACGGAGAACUGCAGAUUUCCUCCAAGUCCUUCGAAGAGCCCGGCCAGAGAACGAGGAGAAGGAAAGGAAGACGGCAAGCGGACGGACCUUCAGACAGGGCGCCUAG
Molecule: messenger RNA, 957 nt
Organism: Pseudomassariella vexata
Lineage: Eukaryota; Fungi; Ascomycota; Sordariomycetes; Amphisphaeriales; Pseudomassariaceae
Product: Arp2/3 complex, 34 kd subunit p34-Arc-domain-containing protein
Exons: 5
Coding region: 1-957 (318 amino acids)
Biological process (GO): Arp2/3 complex-mediated actin nucleation; actin filament polymerization
Cellular component (GO): actin cytoskeleton; Arp2/3 protein complex
Molecular function (GO): actin filament binding; structural constituent of cytoskeleton
Source: RefSeq, a predicted model, not a curated record